Molecule: messenger RNA, 3079 nt
Organism: Rana temporaria (common frog)
Lineage: Eukaryota; Metazoa; Chordata; Amphibia; Anura; Ranidae
Gene: ELMOD3
Product: ELMO domain containing 3
Exons: 14
Coding region: 424-1563 (379 amino acids)
Source: RefSeq, a predicted model, not a curated record
CUGAGGGGGCUCUGUCGGACUACAAUCCCAGGAUGCAGUGUGCGGCUUGGUUGCCAGGACUCGGGGAAGUUGAUGGCCGCUGAGAUUGGAGGGAGUAGCGGCGGGGAUCUGUAUGUGGGGAACACGGAGGAGGCUGGACGUGGGACACCUGAACCAACUAUGUGAUGUGCACCGGGAGAAUCGCUGCAUAGUCUAUUCUUCCACAUGACACCCGAAGAGAUCCCUAGUGAAGACUGUUAAAUCAUGGCGCUCGGAAGCACCUGCACUAUCUCAAGCACAGAACUAUUUUGCACUACUCAGCUAGAGGCCUUAUUCCAAGAUGCUGGACAAGAUGGGUCAUGCUAGGCUUGACUGCCACCCAGAGAAGAUAGUGAAUGCUGGAAAAUAGACUCUUUCUAUACCACCCCCCUCUGACAUCUAAGCAUGGCAAGUGAGGUAAUGAACGGCGUUGUUGUCAACUCUGAUCUUCACCAACCUGACAGUGACUUUCUGACAUCUAUGAAGUCUAUGCCGAUUUCUGCAGUAAAGCAGAACAGUGUGUUGCAAACUCUGGUGAGCAAAGGAGAGGAACUGAACACAGAGAUUGAAAAUGAAGAUUUGCUUAAAGCAGAGCAGGAAUGGGACGAACUUGAAAAUAUACAGACAGGGCUGUACUGUGAAAAAUCAGGACUUUUGAGUGACCUUCCAGGACAAACGCCUUUGAUCUCCUUCAAUGAAGCAUUGCAAUAUUUCCAGACAGCAGACCUAUCUGAGUACAUGAAAAGGAUCCAGCCCACAGUGCGGCGCACUGGCCUCUCCGCAAUCACGCACCUUCUGUUCGGACCACCGCGGCUUCAUAGAGACCUCCACGCAGAGAGAGACUUAGUGCUGGCAAUCGCACAGUGUCCACUGGACAGCAGUCAGCAAGUUCAUGUUCGAGUCCUGCAGACCAUAUACAAGAAGAUGACAGGCGCCCGCUUUGACUGCCCUUUAUAUGGAUCACACUGGGAGCAAUUAGGAUUCCAAGGUAUGGAUCCUGGAACAGACUUAAGAGCUGCAGGUCUGCUCGGUCUUAUGCAUCCUCUGUACAUGGUGAUGGAGCCAAAAACACUGCCCCUGGCACAUGAUAUCUUCCGGCUGUCACAGCACCACACACAGAAUUUUCCCUUCUGUAUAAUGUCCAUAAACAUCACCAGGAUAUGUAUACAGACCCUGAGAGAAGAGCGGGUGUCCAGGGAGUGCAACCGGAGACAACAAGUCUUUGCUGUACUGAAUGAUCUCUAUGUGGCCAUUUUCUACCACCUCUACCAUGUGUGGAAGACACAGAACAAAACCAUCAGUGACUCCGGCUUCAUCCUCAAAGAACUUGAGACAUUUGCCAAGAGAAAGCCUAAAGAUCUUUUACGCCAGCUGGAGGCAUAUAUCAAAGAGCGCCCUUUGCCCAAAGAUCUACCUCUGGAAAUCUGGGCCCAGCACUCCUCGGAGCAGCGGAUCUCCAGCCAUGAGGGCAGUAACGGACAGGCUGGGGGGAUGUGUUUCACCGGGGUGUGUGAGCAACAGGUGCAGGAGGACCGUCUCAUUUGAAGCCAACUCUGAGCAUGCUGGAGGCAUGAGGGUGUAUGUGAUCACCAAUGUUGGCUAUGUGAGCCACGCGCCAUCCAUGUUGUGCAUUGGGUGUGACUGCCAGGAAUGUGGACUGCAGAUUAAAAGCACCAUUUGUGUACUGCUUAAAUAGAGCCUAGUUUUAUAGCUCAUGUGUACCACAUGUAAAACCUAAGCUGCAGAUCACGUCUGAUGUGACUAACGUUAUAUGCUCAGGGCAUAUCACCCAGGCUGAUUCCAGUAUGGAAACAACACUUGGGCACAAAGAAAACAGCAAGAAUGCCAGCAUAUAAUAUAGAAGCUGGAGAUCAGUAGCAAUGCUAAUAGUGUAGUCAGCAAAGGCUAAUAUGAAAGUGGUGGUAUUAGCUCAAGCAGUGAAUAGUAAUACUGAGGCCAUUUACAAUACAUUAACCAGUGACCAUGCAUGUCAUACUACCAUGUGUGCUGGCAUUCCUGGGGUAUGGUGCAUGCUGUAGCCAAGCUAUUCAGGUAGAGGGUUGUAGAUGGCAACACUUCCAUUGCUUCCUGUUACAGAAUGGCACAAACCACUCAAAAGAUGAUUGGUGGAGGUGGUACUUUUUCAUUUUACUGAACUCUAAUUCUAAGCUACCCACGUUUUCUUGUCUGUAAGCUCUAAGCAAUAGGCAUCUGUGAGAGCUGUAGUUAAGAAUCCUAUAACAGUCGGAAUGUAAGCUUGAUUAAGGACACAGUACUCUAGGGUAUCAGCUAGGUGCUCCCUCCUCUGUGUCUAGGGUAUCGGCUAGGUGCUCCCUCCUCUGUGUCUAGGGUAUCGGCUAGGUGCUCCCUCCUCUGUGUCUAGGGUAUCGGCUAGGUGCUCGCGCCUCUGUGUCUAGGGUAUCAACUAGGUGCACCCUUUUCUGUAUCUAGGGUAUCAGCUAGGUGCACCCUUUUCUGUAUCUAUGGUAUCAGCAAGGUGCACCCUUUCCUGUAUCUAGGGUAUCAGCUAGGUGCACCCUCCUCUGUGUCUAAGGUAUCAGUUAGGUGCCCCCUCUUCUGUGUCUAGGGUAUUGGCUAAGUGCCCCCUCUUCUAUACAGCAUAACAUGUACAAAGUGGGGUGGCGCAGCUUCAUUAAAGCAAACCUGUCAUUACAAAAAAGUGCAGAGUAAGCCUCAGUCACACUUGCAGCACAUACCUACAAAUGUUUAGUGUACCUAAACAUGCAUUUCACAUGCUAACUGAUGAUGUCAUGCUUUAGUGCAGAAUGCAUUUACCUAUGUUGUGCAAAGAAGCCAAAAAUGCAAUCUAAGUCUGGACAUGUAACACGGAUUGUUAUUAGCGGAUGGCGAUAAAAAUGAUUGUCCAGCAAAUCAUUCUCUGCAGGCAGUUUUUAAAACAUGUCAAUGCAUGCAAUGUGGUGAUAGUUGUGUGUGUAUAUAAUGUUAUGAAUAGCCAGCAGUAAUCUAAGAUGUCUGGCUCUGACAGUGCAGAUAAUUAAAAACAACAAGUUAUAUUAAAGCGGGGGUUCACCCUAUAAAC